AUGCCAGGCGGCGCCGGUCCAAGCAAGCUUCGAACACCCGCCGCCACUCGCAUCAUGCCAGCAACUCGAUCGGUCAGCGCAGCAGACAAUGGCAGGUUCGUUCCUGCUCGACGAACGGCCACCACUACCACAACAGCAUCCUCCAUCGGUCUCACACUGCCACGAGCACCCAUGACCAACACAACCAACCGUCCAACUGCGGGCACUGGUGCAACUACCCGCUCGGUCAGUGCUUCCAAGGUAGCCGCCGGCGCUGCACUACCGAACGGAGUCAGGAGAGGUGUCACAAGCGUCACGCGUCUUCGUCCGGGCACAAAUGCUGCUGCCGCCGCCGCUGCCGCUGCCGCAGCGGGUCGCAGCAGCAAUGGUAGCACUACCUCUGCCAACUCUGGCGACGUCGACCCAUCUCGAAUGGACGCCAUGGAAUCGCGUCUCGCAUCCAUGGCCGAGCUUUUCGAGCUGGAACGGCAAAAGACCGAGGAAAAGUGGAGCAAGGAACGUUCCGAACGUCUACAACAGGAAGACAAGGUUCGCCAGUUGGAAGAGGACCUCAUCGAGCAACGCAAGAUCGCACAAUCAAAGCAGGAUGAGAUGAAGCGCCGACGUACAAUCGCUGACGAUGAACUGUUGCAGAUCACCGCCAAAUUCAACCGCGAGAAACGUCUUCUCGAGUCGGAGCUCGAGCAAGAACGCGAGACCGUCGUGGCGCUCAAGGCUACUCUCAACCAGCAAAGCACCAGUCACCUUACCAUGGAAAGCACCAACACUGCCCUCCGCUCUCAGAUCCAGAUACUCCAAGACGAGAUCGAUGCGCUUCGAGCCAAGAUCGCCAACAUGGACAAGGACGUCGCUGAAACCAAGGAGGCCAACCUUCAUCUGGAGAACGAGCUGCGCGAGGCCGAAUCGUUGCGACGCAAGCUUCACAACGAAGUGCAAGAGCUGCGAGGCAACAUCCGUGUGUUUUGCCGUGUCCGUCCUCCUUCCAACAACGAUGCCAACAAUGGCACCGAAGCCUUGGCGACCAUUCGUUUCCCCAACGAACGAGAAGCGGCUCAGAUCGAGCUGCUUGCUGCUGGCGAAUCUGCGACUGGAACUGUGACGAUGCGCAACCACCUAUUCACGUUCGACCGCGUCUUCCAACCCACUGCUUCACAAGCCGACGUUUUUGAGGAAAUCGCCCACCUCACGCAGUCGGUGCUCGACGGCUACAACACGUCGAUCUUUGCGUACGGUCAAACCGGUUCCGGUAAGACGCACACGCUCGAAGGCGCGCCGGACUCGAUCACCAACUUUGGCAGCGAUCCUUCGGCGGAUGCCGGCGCCGGUCUCAUCCCACGCGCUGUCCAGAUGCUCUGGUCCACCGCUGAGAGUCUCAAAGACAAAGGCUGGAGGUACAACUUCGAAGGAAGCAUGCUCGAGAUCUACCUGGACAACAUCAACGAUCUCCUCGGCAAGGCCGAGGUGGACAAAGCCAAGCACGAGAUCAAGCACGAUAAGGGGCGCACCACGGUGAGCGAUACGGUCGUGGUACCGCUCGACUCGCCGGCGCAGGUGUUUGCGCUGUUGGACAAGGCCAAGAAGCGAAGGCAGGUGGCGGCGACGUUGAUGAACGAGCGAUCUUCGCGAUCCCACUCGGUGUUUAUGCUGCGCGUUCGCGGUCAGAACGCCACCACUAUGGAGGCGUGCGAUGCCGUGCUCUCGCUCGUCGACCUUGCUGGUUCCGAACGCCUCGCCAACUCUGGUAGUGACAAAGACCCGGUCCGAUUGAAAGAAGCGCAAUCGAUCAAUAAGUCGCUCUCCUCUCUGGCCGACGUCAUCUCGGCUCUGGGUCAAAACAAGACUUCGACAAACCACGUCCCGUAUCGAAACUCGACGCUCACGUGGUUGCUGAAGAACAGCUUGGGUGGGAACUCAAAGACGCUCAUGCUGUUGGCGUUGAGUCCGAUGGCGGCGCAUCUGAACGAGAGCCUGUGCUCGUUGCGGUUCGCUACCAAGGUCAACUCGACUACUAUCGGUACGGCGAAAGCUGUCAAGUCGAUCGCAAGCUAG
This is a messenger RNA of Pseudozyma hubeiensis SY62, 2049 nucleotides long. RefSeq names its product kinesin. Gene Ontology annotation, molecular function: ATP binding; microtubule binding; microtubule motor activity. Gene Ontology annotation, biological process: microtubule-based movement. The transcript has a single exon. The coding region runs from base 1 to 2049 and encodes 682 amino acids. The record is from RefSeq and is a predicted model, not a curated record. NCBI's taxonomy places the organism in Eukaryota, Fungi, Basidiomycota, Ustilaginomycetes, Ustilaginales, Ustilaginaceae.